Molecule: messenger RNA, 1176 nt
Organism: Pichia kudriavzevii
Lineage: Eukaryota; Fungi; Ascomycota; Pichiomycetes; Pichiales; Pichiaceae
Exons: 1
Coding region: 1-1176 (391 amino acids)
Biological process (GO): DNA repair; DNA-templated DNA replication
Cellular component (GO): Rad17 RFC-like complex; Elg1 RFC-like complex; nucleus
Molecular function (GO): DNA binding; DNA clamp loader activity; ATP hydrolysis activity
Source: RefSeq, a predicted model, not a curated record
AUGUCACUUUGGGCAGAUAAAUACAGACCGAAAACACUUAACAAACUUACUUUCCAUGGGGAAACUACGAACCAGUUGACAAAGCUGGCAGAUUCAGAUUCAAACUUCCCCCAUUUAUUGGUCUAUGGACCUUCUGGCUCUGGUAAAAAAACAAGAAUUAUGGCGAUGUUGCGCAAGCUCUAUGGUACCUCAUCGAUUGACAACUUGAAAGUCGAUGUAAAAACUUUUACAACUACCAGUAACAGGAAAUUGGAAUUUAAUGUCAUUUCAUCCCCUUGUCAUGUAGAAAUCACACCAAGUGAUAUGGGCAACAAUGAUAGGGUCGUGAUUCAAGAUCUAUUAAAGGAAUUAGGUCAAGUUGAAGCACUAGAUUUUUCGGGGCUAUUUAAAAUCACUAAAAAAGAUGCUAGGGGUGGUGACAAUAUCAAGGAAGAAUUGACAACACCCCAAAAAAAAUUUAAAGUUGUUAUCAUAAACGAAAGUGAAAAACUAAGUAGAGAUGCUCAAGCUGCAUUGAGAAGAACCAUGGAGAAAUUUAGCUCGACUAUUAGAUUGAUUCUAGUUUGUGACUCCACGUCCAAUAUUAUUGAUCCGAUAAAGUCACGUACUUUGGGUAUUAGAAUAGGUUUACCAAAUAAAGAUUCAAUCAGAGAUGUUUUCGAAGAAAUAUUAAUAAAUGAGGUAGAUGCUAAGCGGUGUUUUCCAGAUGAUUUGGAUGAUCGUUGUAUUGUCUACGAUCAUAUAAUUGAAGAGUCAGAAUACAACCUAAGGCUCGGUAUUAUGAUGUUAGAAGCGAUGUACAUGAACAAUGAUGUUGUGACUAUCAAUACACCAACAAUCAAACCGGAUUGGCAACUAGUUAUUGAAAGUUUAGCUAAAGGGGUUAUUAAAGAUAGGUCUGUUGCUAGAUUAACGACUUCACGGACAAUCCUGUACGAACUACUGUCACAUGCUAUCCCUGGCAAGUUACUACUUGAAAAAUUGAUGUUUAAUUUUAUCAAAUUAGUUGAUGAUUUUAGUGCGCUAAAACGUAUAAAUCAAGUCAAGUUGGAAAUUGUCGAAGCCGCAGCAUUGUUUGAUGAAAGACUAACACUAGGAAGUAAAGACAUAUUCCACUUAGAAGGUUUCUUAACUAGAGUAAUGGUCAUUUUGGAAACUGAUGUCAACACUUAUUAA